Molecule: messenger RNA, 2250 nt
Organism: Pedinophyceae sp. YPF-701
Lineage: Eukaryota; Viridiplantae; Chlorophyta; Pedinophyceae
Source: the annotation of a GenBank genome assembly
AUGGAGGAGGGCGACCAGGCGUGGCUCCCUACCGGAGCGCUCGAGAAGUCCGCCGGCCCGAACGGCGGUCUGAGGGCGUCUUCCGGCCCCAUGGCGCGCCCUGCCGGCCAGGGAACGCACCUGCACGGCCCCCCGGGGGACAAGCGAGCCUCGGAGGCGACCCUCCCGCCUCGCCAGGAAAAUGGCGGCUCCCGGGGAGGCGCCCGGCACGGCUUGCCGCCGGCCCAGGCGCGCCACCAGACUUCGGCACCCACGAGCGCGGCCGGUCGGUCUGCGGGGGGCGGCUCCGACGUCGCACCCGGCCCCAACGCCCCAGCCCGGCCAACGCAGGCGGCGCGCAAACCGGCCGCGUUCCCGGCCGCGGCGAACGGCGCCGGGCAGUCCGGGCGCCUCGAUUCCGGCCACACCGCGUCCCGGCGUCACGACGCCGGCUCCGAACGGCCCCGAUUGCCUGCUACCGACCCUGCGGACGCCCCGGACAUUUCCGUGCCGGUGCCCCCCCGCGGGGCCCGCACCGUGCCUCUCACGGACACUGCGAGCGCCGCGGCCGCCGCCGCGAACGCGCGCAUGGCGCGGCAGGUCGCUGCUCCCCCCGCGGACGUAAGCGACCCCGCGACGACGCACCACCCCGUGCGCGCGGACUUCCGGCUGCUCUCGCCGGAAUACGCCCUGGACUACUGCUACCGCAACGCCGGCGUCGACCCCGAGGCCGCGCGGCGGGAGCUCGACCGGCGAUGCGCGAUGUGUGGGUUGGCGCUGGGCGAGGUCCACGAGCUCUUCCGCGGCCGGUUCGCGUCGUGCUCCGCGCACAGACCGGCGUACUGCGUGUGCCUCGAGUGCGUCGCCAGCAAGCUCGCGCGCGGCGAGGGCGGGAAGUACGCGUGCCCGGUGGACGGCUGCUCGAAGCCUCUGUCAGUGUCGGCGACGCAAUGGGGCGAGGACGAGGGGCGGCACCCGCGGCAGGAGCUCAUCAGCGCGCUGCAGGUUCGCGUCGAGUGCCCCUUCUGCGGCCUCCGCGCGUUCGACACGGGCUCCGCGUGCGAGCUCGCGGCGCACAUCCGCCGAGGCGGGUGCCACAAGACGCCCGUAGUUUGCCCCACGUGCCUGCGGGACGGCGCGGACCUCGCGGAGCACGGCGUGGUGCCCGCGGACGGCUUGAUUCGGCACAUGGUGGCCGCGCACGGCGUCGACGAGGCGAAGAUACCGCAGGGCGAGCGCACGGCGAUGGUGCUGCAGGCGCGCAAGGUGUCGCACGCGAUCGGCGGGCUCGUGGUGUCGCACGCGGUGCUGCCGCAGGCGUCGCCGCCGGGGAGCCCGCGCCGCGCGCCGAUGCGCGGGAUGUGGUUCCCGCAGGCCGCGGGGGCCGCCUUCGCGCGGGGCGGCGGGAUUGGCGGCGGCGGGGCGCCUCUGGACGAGUCCGCGCAGGCGACGCUCGCCGCGAUGAUCAGCGAGCGGAACACGCACACGUCGCGGGACUUCGACUUCCUCCCGCGCCCGGACAGCGAGAGCGACGACGAGAUCCUGUACGACGACCCGCGCCGCGGCCACAGCCGGAAGCGCGACCUGUCGCGCCGCGCAGGGGCGCCGAAGGUCCGCAAGGAGAAGAAGGCCGGCGGCGCGCGCCCGGCGAUCAAGCCCGCGACGACGGCCGCGGCGAUCCGGCCGCAGCAGGCCGCGCCGCGCCCGCAGGCGAAGCUGCACCGUGGCCUAUCGGGGUCGUUCGACGCUGUGCCGCCGCGGCCGGCGGCCGUCGCGCCGUCGGUGCGGCGCCGGAGGGAGCUCGCGGGGUCCGGGUCGCUGACGGCCGCGAUGGCGAACGCCGGGCGCGUCGCGCGGCUGACCGUGCAGGUGAAGGGCGACGGCGUUCUGGGCCCGAACAAGAGCAGCACGAAGGCGGCGCGCGGGCUGCACCGGCGGCUGCGCGCGAACCGGCGCGAGGCGUGCGACACGUGCGCGCCGCGGAAGGUCGGGUGCCGGUGCCCGUAUGAGCCGGGCGAGAAGAAACCGGAAGGGUAUGAUUCCGACGUCCACGUUAUACCGUCUGGGGCUGAGUCGGAGCUGACUGGGUGCUGGGCGCCGAUGGGGACGUCGGACGGCGAGGGCCCCGCGGCGAAGCGCCAGCGCACGUCCGGGCCGCAGGAGUCGGCGGCGGGGGCGGCGGAGGCGGAGCUGGACGGCGUGGGGCUGGAGCCGGACGCGACGGCGCAGGAGGGCGGCGAGGACGCGAGCAAGAAGGAGUCGGAGUCGUGA